Molecule: messenger RNA, 2325 nt
Organism: Gongylonema pulchrum
Lineage: Eukaryota; Metazoa; Nematoda; Chromadorea; Rhabditida; Gongylonematidae
Source: the annotation of a GenBank genome assembly
AUGUCGGCUUCUCUUUCGACAUAUCAUCAAGCAGCGGCUGCUGCGAGCGAUGCUAAAGCAAGCUUGAGCCGUGGACGAAGCAAUGGCGAGCCACUCAAACGAUUCACGGAAGCGAAAAUUAGCAUUGGCAACGUAUACAAUCAGCUUGAGAGCUACAUCACGGACCUCUCACUAUUUUACAAUGAGUUUUUUUUAGAAAUUAUAAAUGAGAAUGGAAGUGUACCGGAUGAGCAGAUGAGGGAAGUGGAGCGCUUCAAAGAGAGCAUCAAGACCAUUCGUGAUAUGUUUAUGCGCGAUACGAUGAAAGUUGUCUUUUUUGGGCGGACAAGUAACGGAAAAAGCUCAGUUAUUAAUGCAAUGCUGCAUUCGAAAGUAUUGCCGCAAGGAAUGGGACAUACUACCUGUUGCUUUUUGCAGGUGGAAGGAAGUCCGGACGACGAGAAAUUUGUAUUGCGCGAAGAUUCAUCAGAACGAAUAGAUAUUGAGAAUUUACAAAAAUUGGGUCAUGCAAUGAGUGAUACAAAUCUGUCCCUCUCUGCAAUGGGACAGGACUCGUUGCUGCGUGUUUAUUAUCCUAAGUCGGCAUCCAAAUUGCUGCAGAACGAUGUUGUCAUCGUGGACAGCCCUGGCGUGGAUCUGUCGCCUGAGUUUGACAGUUGGAUCGAUAAGCAUUGCAUGGACGCAGAUGUGUUCGUGUUGGUCUGUAAUGCGGAAUCGACUCUGACACAGGCCGAGAAGAGCUUCUUCCAUCGUGUCAGCAUGAAGCUGAGCAAGCCGAACAUCUUCAUUCUGAACAAUCGCUGGGAUGCAAGCGCUGCUGAAGUGGAAAACAUGCAGCAGAUCCGCGACCAACAUAUCACUCGCUUUCGGCAGUUUCUUGUUAACGAACUUAAAGUCUGCAGCGAGGCAGAAGCAGCAAAUCGUAUAUUUUUCAUUUCAGCACGUGAAAUGUUGGAUUUACCCUAUCAGGUAGAAGGAUAUCAGUACCGGGCAAUGGAAUUCACAAAUUUUGAAUCACAGUUUGAGCAGCUUAUUUCAAAAUCAGCAAUAAGCACAAAAUUCGAGGCUCAUCAGCGACGUGCGCGAGAAAUAGUUGCGGCAAUGAGAACCAAUCUUGAUGUUGUGCACAGCAAUGCAGUAAAACGCAGGGAUAAACUGGCAACAGAUUAUGCAGUAAAAGAAACGACAUUCAGAAACUGUUUGGGAAAUUGGAAAAAUUUUGAAAAAUCUGCGAUUGUUGAAUUGCAACGAUUGAGAAAUGAGGUUCAUUUGAAAGUCUCUGCUGACUUCUAUGAAGAAAUUCAAAGACUUGAAGCAAUCAUUGAUCGCUUCGACAGCAAGUUUCUUGACGAACCGGCAUUCAUCGAAGAGUACAAAAAGAAUUUGGCGGAAUUUGUAGACAAAGUUGUAACGGAAGAUUUAGAAGCGCGUUGCACACGAGGUCUUAUGCAACGAAUUUGGAAUCUCGAAAAUGCCAUGUAUCAACAUGUCAAUCAAAUACUUGCUGAACCGUACUCUAAAAGCUUGGAACAGGUGUGGCGUUAUCGAGCUCCAUUCAAUUUCUCGAUUUGCAUCAAUUGCCCAUCAUUAAUGGAUGAUUUUCGUGAGGAUCUGGAGUUUCGCUUCUCAUUUGGCAUCACAGCUCUCAUCCGUCGUAUUAAUGCUUAUCGCCUGGGAAAACCAAUCACUGCUGUUGCCAGUCAACCCCUCAUUGAUAUGCUGAAAGUGUGCGGCAGUCAGACAGGCGCAGAAGCUGGAGAGGGAUUGCUACAGCGCAGGAGCUCAACUGAUGCACAAGUGGCGAAUCUUGAAGCUCAGGAAAGUGCAGCAAUGGCACAAUUUGUGCUUUCUACGGUUGGAUAUGUUGCGAAUGGUGGACUUGGUCUUUUGGUCAUUGGUGGAAUUGUUUCAAGGACUGUUGGCUGGCGCUUCAUAGCUGCCGGAGCGGCUCUCUACGGUGGUUUAUAUGUGUUGGAGUACUGGCGCUGGAAUUCAGGUGCUAAAGAGCAGCAUUUGAAGGACCAGUUUCGGCAUCAUUUAAAUGCGAGGAUGCGUGGAGUUGCAACAACACACACGUCACACUGCGAAACACAAGUGUUGAGGGAAAUGCAGCAGGUACUAGCAGGCCUAAAGACAACUGUUGGCGGAGUUCACCAGGAAAUGAAAGCGGAGCUCGAUGAAAUACAAAAGGAAAUGAGGAAAAUCGAAAACGUCUCGCGGGGACUUAAUACAAUAAAGUAUACUUUACGCUUUUACCAGCGUUUUAUUAAUAGAUGCAAAGGCUGUGUUUAUAAGCAACCCAUUAUGUGCAUUAUUUCGAGAUGA